AUGCCACCGGGCGCUGUCGAGGAGCAAGGGGAGGAGACGGCAGCGGAUAUCGUCGACGGCUUCCUCAAGCAGCACGCGGACUUCGUCGCCGAGCUGCGGCGUGCAAACCUUGAUGAGAAGGUCAUCAAGGCGAUGCUCGAGCUCGGGCAGGAUUUUCGGCUGCCGGCGCUCGCGUAA
Molecule: messenger RNA, 177 nt
Organism: Emiliania huxleyi CCMP1516
Lineage: Eukaryota; Haptophyta; Isochrysidales; Noelaerhabdaceae
Exons: 2
Coding region: 1-177 (58 amino acids)
Source: RefSeq, a predicted model, not a curated record